Durusdinium trenchii is the source of this 2931-nucleotide messenger RNA. The record is from the annotation of a GenBank genome assembly. NCBI's taxonomy places the organism in Eukaryota, Dinophyceae, Suessiales, Symbiodiniaceae.
AUGCCCCUUGUUUCAAUGACGGCCGUGCAGAUUUGCCAUGGCCAUGUCAAAUCCAAUGGCGAUAUUCGAGACGGUGCGGCGAGUUGCGAUGCCAAUGGGGCGCCUGCCCUCUCUGUGCUUGUUGCUAGCUUCCUGCCGCCCAUCGACCUCGGCACCUGGCGCCGCACGGCGCGCGCGGCCGCGGCGACGAGCCGCUCGGUGCCACGUCCAGCGCUGUGGGUGCUUGGCGGCACGGCGCCCCCGUCGCUGGCGAGCGUGGAGGGAUGGGAUGAGGAGGCAGAGAGGCCUUUUGAGAGUGUGCCAACGGUGCUGAAUUCGGAGCCCUUCUACCGAGACGUCCUGAAUUCUGGAGCCAUCGAACAGGUCGCCUCGCUGGAGGACCUGUACCUGCUCGGCGGCGUCGGUGGCCCCCGGGAGGCCUUCCGCUGGAAUGGACAACGUUGGAUUGAGCGCCUGGGAUUGAGUGUUCCGGGUGAGCUCCCGGAGGAGGCAUGGCGCCAGGCUGUCUCCUGGGCCUCUUAUCUCUACGUGCUGGGCGGCGCCGGCAACGCGAACGCCUCCAACCGGCCGCUGGCCCAUUGCAGCCGAUGGGCACCGCAGGCCGCCUCUUGGGAAUCGAUCCCCGCCAUGUCCUGUGGUCGUGCCGCCCUGGCGGCCGCGGCUCCGCUGGGCCGUGGCGUGGUGGCCACGGGCGGUGGCCCGGGCGAGCGCCGGUGCGAGCGCUUCGAUGAGACGGCCUGGUGCUGGAGACCGGCGCCCGCCAUGGCGCUAGGCCGGCAGGGCCAUGCGGCAGUGGCCGUGGAAGGUCACCUGGUGGUCCUGGGGGGCCGAGCUCAUGGGCGUCCCAGUGCUGCCGUGGAGAUUUGGUUGUCGAACGCGAAGGCUUGGGUGCCCUUGGCACCUUUGCAGCUGCGAAGGUGCAACCCUGCAGCUGCCGUCCUCUCUGGGCACAUCUACGUUUGCGGUGGCAAUGAUGGAGCGCGGUCCUUAAGCGCGGUCGAGCGCUUGGAUCUCACCGAGCUCGAUGCGCCGCUGUCCCGUCCCGUGGCGACGUGCCGAUGGGCAUGGCUUCCCAGCUUGCAGGUGGCGCGGAGUGCGGCGCAGGCAGUGGGCCCGUCCCACGGCACCAUGGAUGGACUUGAGAUCCAGUUGGGCUUCGCCACGGAACCGUCGACCUUUGCAGCACAGAACGUCCGAAAGACGCCCAACCGCGUGAGACGCAGCACAGCCCAAACGGCCGAGCCGCCGCGGCGCGGGGACGGAAACCGCGCUGGACUCGUCUCCGGACUCGGCCCGUCGGGGGCUGUGGAGUGGUGCGGAUGGACCUCGAGUCGUGGCUGGAUGCCCGGCUUGCCUCAGCCGCAGCCUCAGGAGAAGGAGGAGGCAUGCUUGGUGGUUUUCCUGUCCAUUCAUUUUGCCUUGGUUGGACAUGACUUGCAGUUGGUGUGCCGACGCCUGUGGCAGUGGCUCACCACCGCGGCAGAGUUGUCUGCGGAGGAGACGUUGAAGAAGCAGCGGACCUUGGAAGGCUUGCAAGAGAUCCGGCGGACCAGCUACGUGGUCUCUUGUCGCACCUUCGUCCACAUCACCGCAGGCAACUGUCUAGCACACGCAACCAUGUUGUUUUGGUCGAAGGACCCGCAUUUGAUCCCACAGGUGGGUAUCAUGGGCUUGGUGUACUUGCACCACUUGACCAUUGCGAGCGGAACGUGGCAGCCCAGCAUCAAGCACAUCCGGUGGUUUUCUUCGACGAUUUACCUUUGGUUCUUGGUCUACAUCCUGUGUACUCCCAGCACGUUAUCGCUCAACGAUUCAUUGACGACCAUGAAGUUCAUCAUUUGUAGUCGCUAUGUGAUGACGGUGGUCUUCAUGGACACCAAGGUGAGCGGGGUGUUUCAGUCCUUGGCCUCCUUGGCCGUGAUCUACGUGGAGGGAUCCGUGGAUGGUCGGAGCGUGGUUCAAGCCUUGCCACUCGGAGUUCGGAUCCUUCUCUCGAUCAUCACCAUCUCCAUGUCCCUGGAGUAUUUUAUUCAAAAGCGCAUCGAGGCGCUUCUGGAGACUGCGGAUGCUGAGUCCAUGCUGAGCAGCUUCCGACGGAUGUUGAGAGGCCUUUGUGAUGGCGCUCUCUUGUUGGAUAGUGGCCUGCGGGUGCAGGGCAGCCCUGCAUGCUUAAAGCAUUUGCUGAUGACCACGACGAACUUGAAUGGCAAGGAUUUUCGAAGCUUCAUCCCGGAGGAUGAACAGCAAGCGUUUCAACACUUCCUCGAUGCCUCAGCGGAGAAUCACCAAAGCAGUCCGCCCGACGUGGCGCCCCCCUGCUUGCGCGUGUCCCUGCGGGGCGCCAUGAACUGCCGUACGGCGUGCGACAUCUUCCACGUGCCAAUGCCACUGGUGGGUGACACGUCCCAUCUGUUGGCACUCAGAGAAGAUAUCGAGAACACCGGGCGAGGGCCCCCGGAUGCGCCAGAGACCGAAGGUCCAGCUCCACUUCUACACGGCAGCUCCCUGAAGACGCCCAAGGAGUUUGACUCUGAUGAAAGGUCUAAGUCCAGCAGCUCCUCUGUGAGCUCACACCGCAAGAGCUUCGCUGGAGUGCUGCCCUUGGAGGACUUGGUGAUCAUGGUAGCGCCCAACACCUGGAGCGUGGAGCAAUUCCACGCCAGUCUUCGCUGCGAGGUUCCCAAUGGUCCCAGACUGCGGUCCUUCCUACGGCACUGGGACGAGGUGGAAAAGACCUUGAGCUGUUUUGCCACUAGCGACUUGACGUCCAUGGACACGAAGUUGAGCUUGCGGCUGUGUGGUCAUCACUUUACGACGUCAGCCAACAUUUCUCGCUUUGAAGUUCCCAGUGGCAAGACGAAGUUCCGUUUGCACAUGACCCGAUUCAGAUCGAGGUCGCAAGCAGGUAGACUUCAAGAAAUCCAUGAGUAG